Cyclopterus lumpus (lumpfish) is the source of this 2748-nucleotide messenger RNA. It is a transcript of the gene unc5a, whose product is annotated as unc-5 netrin receptor A. Lineage: Eukaryota; Metazoa; Chordata; Actinopteri; Perciformes; Cyclopteridae. Gene Ontology annotation, molecular function: netrin receptor activity; protein binding. The coding region runs from base 1 to 2748 and encodes 915 amino acids. The record is from RefSeq and is a predicted model, not a curated record. Gene Ontology annotation, cellular component: membrane. Gene Ontology annotation, biological process: netrin-activated signaling pathway; anterior/posterior axon guidance. The transcript has 16 exons.
AUGCCCUCACUUGUGGGCCCCUUUGUCCGCUGUGGGUUCAGCGCUACGCUCCUUGUGCUCGGGCUCGUCUUCGCCGGCUUCACCUGCACUGGGUCCGAGCACGCCACAGCAACACUUCCUGCCGCCUUCUCGGACCUGUUACCUCACUUCCUGGUGGAGCCAGAGGACGAGUUUAUCGUGAAGAACAAGCCGGUGACACUGAAAUGCCGCUCCACCCCGGCCACGCAGAUCUACUUCAAGUGCAACGGCGAGUGGGUUCAUCAGGACGACCACUUGAUUGAGCGGACGGUUGACCCCGCCACAGCUCUGCCAAUCAUGCAGGUGACAAUUGACAUUACCAGACAGCAGGUGGAGAAGAUCUUCGGUCUGGACGAGUACUGGUGUCAGUGUGUCGCCUGGAGCACCACCGGAACCCAGAAGAGCCAAAAGGCAUACAUCAGGAUUGCUUACCUGAGAAAGAACUUUGAGGAGGAGCCGCAGGGUAAAGAGGUAGCAUUGGACCAGGAGGUGUUACUCCGCUGCCAUCCCCCCGAGGGAGUGCCACAAGCUGAGGUCGAGUGGCAGAGAAACGAGGAUGUGAUCAACCCAGCGAGUGACCCCAAUUUUUUCAUCACACCUGACUACAAUCUUGUCAUCAAAAAAGCCCGGCUGGCGGACACGGGCAACUACACGUGUGUGGCCAAAAACAUUGUUGCUCGCCGCAAAAGCACCUCUGCCACGGUCCUAGUCUAUGUCAACGGCGGCUGGUCCACGUGGACCACCUGGUCGUCCUGCAGUGCUGUGUGUGGGCGUGGCUGGCAGAAGAGGAGUCGGAGCUGUACCAACCCCACGCCAUUGAAUGGAGGCACAUCCUGUGAGGGGCAGAACGUCCAGAAAAGUGCCUGUGUGGCCACCUGUCCAGUGGACGGAGGCUGGAGCCAGUGGAGCAAGUGGUCAGCGUGCGGUGCAGACUGUUCAAUGUGGAGGAGCAGGGAAUGCACCCAGCCCUCACCUGGCACCGGGGGCAAAGACUGCCAGGGACUCGACCUCCAGUCUCUCAACUGUACCAGCGAGCAGUGCCCACAGACCGUGAGCGGGGCCGAGGACGUGGCGCUCUACGUGGGCAUGGUGGCGGUGGCUCUGUGUCUGACACUGCUGCUCAUCGUGGUGGUCCUGGUCUACCGGCGCAAGAAGGAGGACUUGGAUGCUGACGUGGCAGACUCCUCCAUCCUCACCACUGGCUUUCAGCCCAUGGGCAUCAAGCCCAGUAAGCCAGGUGUGUGGGCACCGCGGCCACGCAGGCCUCCUCCCCACAGCAAGAAUUCCCAUUUGCUCACCAUCCAGCCUGAUCUAACCACCACCACCACCAGUUACCAAGGCACCCUACGUUCUCGCCACGAUACCGCAGGAAAGUUUUCAAUGACAAACGGGCCUCUGCUGGACCCGCUUCCCAAUGGCUCGCACACGCUGCACAACGGCAAACUUAACUCAGACCCUGCUGAGUAUGUGAGCAGGCUGUCCACUCAGAGCUACUUUAAAACUCUGCCCCGCGAUGUAGCUAACACCUCCUAUGGGACCUUCAACUUCCUGGGAGGCAGGCUGACGAUCCCCAGCACAGGAAUCAGUCUGCUCAUUCCUCCCGAGGCCAUCCCCAGAGGAAAGAUCUAUGAGAUUUAUCUCACUGUUCAGAGGAAGGAAGAUUUAAGGUUACCCCUGUCCGGCUGCCAGACCCUGCUCAGCCCCGUUGUGAGUUGUGGCCCUCCAGGAGUGGUCCUGAGCCGGCCAGUUAUCCUCAGCAUGGACCACUGCUCUGACGCAUGCCUUGAUAACUGGGCCGUCCGCCUCAAGAAGCAGAACUAUGAGGGCACUUGGGAGGACGUCCUGCUGAUGGGGGAGGAGCUAGUGUCGGAGCCCUAUUACUGCCAGCUCGAGGCCGAGACGUGCCGGCUUUUCUCGGAGCAGCUGGGCACCCUCGCCCUGGUGGGAGAGUCCCUGCACAUGGGCGCUGCCAAGCGCCUGAGGCUGGUGCUCUUCUCCGACGCAUACUGCUCCACGCUGGAGUACAACAUCAGGGUCUACUGCAUGGAUGACACACAAGACGUUUUCAAGGAGGUGAUGCAGAUGGAGCGGCAGCUCGGGGGUCGGCUGAUUGACGAGCCUCACGUCCUGCUUUUCAAAGACAGCUACCACAACCUGCGCCUGUCCAUCCACGACAUGCCUCAGGCGCACUGGAGGAGCAAGCUGCUAGCUGGCUACCAGGAGAUCCCGUUCUACCACAUCUGGAACGGUUCCCAGCGGUACCUGCACUGCACGUUCACUCUGGAGCGACUCAGCCUCAGCACCUGCGAGCUCACCUGCCAGCUGUGCGUGUGGCAGGUGGAGGGAGAAGGACAGAGCUUUAGCCUCGACUUUAACAUCGCCAAGGACACCCGAGCUGUGGACUCUGAGUUUCUGUUAAUGGACAGUAACGCUACAGCUCUGGCAGGACCCAGCGCCUUUCAGAUCCCGUACCUCAUCAGGCAGAAGAUAUGCAGCAGCCUGGAUGCCCCCUGUCCCAACGGAGCCGACUGGAGAAUGCUGGCACAAAGACUUAAACUAGAGAGACACAUGAGUUUCUUUGCAUCCAAAGCGAGCCCAACCUCUCUGAUCCUGGACCUGUGGGAGGCACAACAUUUCUACAGCGGAAACAUCAACCAGCUGGCCACGGUCAUGGCUGACAUUGGCAAACAAGAAGCCAUGAUAUUCCUGGUCUCUGAUGGCGAGUGCUAA